Messenger RNA from Amphimedon queenslandica, 5587 nucleotides. RefSeq names its product tuberin-like. Gene Ontology annotation, biological process: negative regulation of Wnt signaling pathway; negative regulation of insulin receptor signaling pathway; negative regulation of TOR signaling. The record is from RefSeq and is a predicted model, not a curated record. Gene Ontology annotation, molecular function: GTPase activator activity. The transcript has 34 exons. Bases 17 to 5473 code for a protein of 1818 amino acids. Gene Ontology annotation, cellular component: TSC1-TSC2 complex; cytoplasm; nucleus. NCBI's taxonomy places the organism in Eukaryota, Metazoa, Porifera, Demospongiae, Haplosclerida, Niphatidae.
AGCUAGCUAGCUGAGUAUGCAAGAAGGACAGGGCCAAGGUAGUAGCCUCAGGCAAAGGAUUGGCUCCUUGUUGCAGAAUCUUGGAGGCCGUGGGACCUCAUCAAGGAUUGAGGAAACUAGUAAACCAGAACAAGUCUCCUUUCUCACUGAAGACAUACUGAGGGAGCUAGGGCCUGAAACUCCUCUCCUUAUACGAAUUAGAGCAAUAAAAGACUUCAGCGAAAUUGUUGCCACUAAAAGACUAGAACACUAUGGGGUCCAGGCUGCCUGGCUAUUAGUAAAGGAUCUCUUAGAGGCCGAAAACCAACUGGAAGUGCGACACACUGUAUUGGGUUUUCUACAGUGUCUGGUUGCUGGACAAUGCGAGGAACUAGGUAUUUUAAGAGCUCAUUUCUUUAGAGUGAUCCAGCUCCAUAAUGUGGAGGAAGACUUUGAGUUAUGUUUUGAUGUGAUCCGUACUUUAACCGACAGCGGAAAGAACAUUGAAUAUAUUGAGCAAGAGAUAGGUCUAUUUAUGUCUGCUUCACUCUCAACUGCUGUAAGACACAACAGGUCAAUCGAGUGUUUAACUUUUUUGGUAAAUUUGAUAAAAUGUAAUUCGACUUACGUUGAAGAGGAGGACCUAGUGAAAAUGAUCAAUGAAUGCUGUCAGCUUAUAACAAGCUCAAAGAGCCUCCCUGUAAAUGAGUUAAGCCUUGAGGUAAUUAAUUCUGUGAUAUGUUACAGUUCUCUGCCUUCUUCUUCGCUAAAAGAUGUCGUGAUUACAUUAUGUAAUACACUCAAUGUCACAUCACUACGGAAGCAAAGCUUAGAGAUAAUUUUAAGAUUACUAGGAACACAUUUGGGGCACGCGGCAAUUUUUUGUCUCUGUUCCAUUUUACAAGACAGAACUAAUUGGAGUUAUCCACUAAUAUUGAGAGGUGCUGUAUUUUAUAUCAGCAUGAGUCUGUGGGGAUCAAGAAAAGUAGAAACACUCAAAGUGUCUUUUGGUUCCGUGCUACCCUCGAUGAAAGAAGCUUCAAGAUGUCCUCAUACAAUAGUUAUAUACGAAAUAGCCCUCUCUUUAUUAAGAUUAGUUCGUACUUAUUCAUCAUUAUUCCACAGUACAGAGUGGGACUGUGUUUAUUACAUGUUGGAUCAUAUUCAGGCACACUUGGUCCAGCUGGAUCACACUAGAGCAGACGGAGAGAACAAUGUACUAGUACAGGUCGUUUAUGAUAUUUUUUCAUUUGUUUCGAAUUCUCAUUCUGAUCAUCCCCACAAUCCAGCGAUGGACUCUGAUAAAUUUUAUGCUGUCGUUAAUAAAGCAGUUCCCUUACAUCAGUUAUCACUAGUUAUUAAGCUACUCAGUCACCAGGUUAAUUCCCUUGAUGUGGGCGGGGCUGAUUGGAUAGACUCGCUAAAUACUAUUAUGAACAGAUUUUAUACAACGGAAACAGUAACAGCUAUUCGACUAGAAGCACUGGAAGAAUUACAAGUUAUUACCUCAUCAUAUCUUCUAUGCUACGAGGCAGAGCUGUUAGAAGGUGUGGUAUUACCAUUGUUAUUACCAGUAGCUGAUAGCAAUGAUGAAGAUGUCUGCUGUCGUGCAGUUCAGCUAUUAGUGUCAAUUUUAUCAGACUCCACCCCUCAGUGGGCUCCGCCCAUCAUUGGUAUAAUUAAUACAGUUUUUCAGAAAGGAUUGCAACUGGUUGCCAAAAGAGGGGAGGAGCACAUGCUACCUGGUUCUAAAGCAGCUGUGUUUGGGCUAACGCCUCUUUUUAAGACCAAGCUAAAUUGUACAUCAGACGUUGCUGCACAAAUAUUCCAUUUGUUAGUGAAUUACCUCCAGCAGCAGAUAGAGGAGGAGUGUUUUGUACCUGCCACCUGCGUCAUGAGGAUAAAGAUAUUUAAUUGUUUGCUGAGUUUGAGGGCAAGCGAAGAAGGAUGGAUUGGAUAUCUCAAUGACGAGGGUCAAGAUAUGGUCUACAGUCCUUUUUAUGCGUGUGAAAAAUCUAGAUCUGCUGUGACAAGAGAGGAUGGAGAACAAGAGUUCUCCUCAUCAACUGGUAAUGAAGUAUUACUAAACUGUGGCAAGAUAUUCUCAGCCAUUCUCAGCUGCCUCGCCAAAGAGAGAGAGUGGGCGGUUCUAGUUGAGGUACUAGUGGGUCUGAAUAACGUACUUCAGGAUAGGAAACUAACAGUAUCUUCACUGCCUAACCUCAGUGUACUCUGUCGUCACGUCUGCCAUAUUGCUGAUAAUCAUUUAAAAUGGGUACAGGAAAGAUUAAAGAACGUUCCAACGAGGCACCCAGCAGAGGAAGAGCUAAUAGGAUACCUUUACCCAGUCCUGUCCUCUUUAUGUACUUACGGAUCGCAUCUUGAUAGGAUGGCACAGAAUUCUUUAAUAUGUUGUUUGGAAAAGGGUGUGGUCAGUUCCUCAUCUCUACUCUGCAUUAGAGCAUUGACUAUUGCUACACUUGAGAUGCAACCAACUAUGACAAGGUUAUUGCCUAAGGUACUUCAUAGGAUAGGUCAAGUUUCAGCCACGCCCACAAUGGCAAUACCAGUUCUUGAGUUACUAAUGAGUAUUAUUGGUUUUCCGGUUUUGUUUGGAGGCUUCGUUGAGAAACAGUACCUAGGAGUGUUUGGUAUCGCCAUACCUUAUACUGACCCUUCAAAAUAUAAUGGGUAUGUCACUGCACUAGCUCAUCACGUUGUCUCCAUGUGGUUCAUAAGGUGCCGUAUACAGUACAGACCAGCUGUAGCUAAAUUUAUUAAUAAAUCUUUAUCUUACUUAUUGUCAGUCAGUAAGGAUCCGUUAUUAUUUAAUUAUCCCAAUACCUCACCUCCUGCCAAUAUCGGCACUGACUCAACCAGUAGGAAGCGUUCCCUCAGUUUUACUCUCAUUACGUCUCACAAUUUGUCUUCAUCUUCGGUCGGUGGUGGUGGUCAGAGGGGUGGAGAAGUGGGUGUGGUCAAUUCUCAGUUGAUUGAUAUGGUUGAUGUGUGCGUUGACAUGAUGUCUCGUUAUUCGUACUCAAACAUAUCAACGCAACCUUUUAGAUCUCCUGCUGCUGAUUUUUUAGUUGGACUUGGUCCUAGUAAAACCUGGUUGCUAGGCAAUGCUCUGGUUACCAUAACGGCAAGCGGAAGUGGAGGAGGAGCGCCAGGAGUCUGUCAGAGGUGUCAGACUAUAAGACGAUCAUUAAAACCAGACCCUGACAUCCUAUUGGCCAGUAAUGAGUCAUACGACCCAGCCCCCUCUCUGUCACAUGAUCCGUCAUUAGAAGAGGCAGCACCUCCUACCACUUUAUGCUCCUGUUGGUGCAGAGGGUGGGCGGAGAUUAAGAUCCGACGUCCAACAGGAAAUGUCUCGUGGCUAAUGAGAAUACAAAAUAAAAUGGAUAUAUUGGCCACGCCUCAGCCUUCAGCUACUGAAUAUGAUUGGUCGCUUUUAGGAUUAAAUAAAGAUGUUAUAUUAGAGGAGGAAGAGGAGGAGGGAGAGGAAAGCGAGUGGGGUAUACUAACUAUUGAUAAUGAGGAAGAGGAGGAGGGAGAAGAGGUAAUAAUACAAGAACCUUUUCAUUCUACAAUCAACCAACCACAUGAUGAGUCAAGUGAUCAAUCACAUGAUCAGUGUGGUGAUCAGUCACAUGAUCAAUCAGGUGAUCAGCGUGGUGAUCAGUCACAUGAUCAAUCAGGUGAUCAGUCACAUGAUCAAUCAGGUGAUCAUCGUGGUGAUCAGUCACAUGAUCAAUCAGAUGAUCAGGGUGGUGAUCAGUCACAUGAUCAAUCAGGUGAUCACCAGUUGGUUGAUGAUGGAGGGAGUGGCAAUGAGUCACAUGAUCAAUCAAUAAUAACUAUAUCUAACGUUGAUGAUGAUGAUGAUGCUAACACUCGAUCACGUAAUUGCCAGGCACAUGGUACCAACACUGAUACUAAUGCUGAAUCACAAGAUCAGUCUCAUGAUGUUAAAACUGAAUCAGGGAUCACACUGCGUCAGCCCUCCUCUUACUCCUGGAGUGAGAGUGGUGCGACCGAAACUCCAUUAGUUUCUGGUAGUAGAUCUUACAGUUUGAGUGUUCCAAUGGAGUCUCUACCUCCUCUAUUCUCUUAUGAUGAAGGACAUUUAUUGGGACUCUCUCCUUCACUUGUUAGCAAUCCACUCUCUGAUCCUGAACAGCUUGAAUUGAUUGCAGCUUCUUCUCUUAGCCAACCAUCCCAUGAAGAUGUAUAUACCUGUAGUUCUGGUAGCAGCACUAGUAACAGCAGCAGCAUUGAGAGCAACAGUCGAGAAGAGAGAGGAGGAGAAGAAGAAGAUCCAGAGGCUCCUUUGUUAAUGUCAAGUAACAUCAAAGAGGAGACUCAUCAUAAUGAAGACGUUUUUAAAAAUGCGGACAUUCAAACAGAAGAGGCUGUCCUCUCAACCCACUCCUCCCCUUCCAAAGGUUUACCCUCCUCGAGCCCAAAGGACAAUGACCACACCCCUCUUUCCUCAGUCCCACGGACACACAGACGAGUCAUGUUCUCUCAAACUCCUCCCACGUCAGGGAGGACGAGAGAAGACAUGUCUGCUGACGUAUUCAAUAAUCCUUCCUUUAUAUUCUUACAACUCUAUCACUCCUCAUCUUUGGGACUCUCCCAACCUGCCCCGCCCAAAGACACACCUCUUUUGCUUCCUGCUACCGAAAGCAUAGAGAGAGCCCUCAAGGUUCUUGAUCACAUUCCACCUUAUAAUACUCAUAAGAUAGGUGUGGUUUAUGUCGGGAAAGAACAGACAACAGAGCAAGAGAUAUUGUGCAAUACUUCUGGGUCCCUCCGCUAUUUGAUGUUCCUAAGGGGUCUGGGACGCAUGAUCAAUCUUAAAGAAUGCCCCCCUAGUUUGAUUUAUCUAGGGGGUCUGGACACUAGUGGGAUUGAUGGGGAGUAUGCUUGUUUUUGGGAGGAUGACAUUACUCAAGUUAUAUUUCAUGUUGCUACAUUGCUCCCUACCCUCCCAAGCAAUGCUAGUUGCAGUAAUAAGAAGCUACAUAUCGGCAAUGACUUUGUCACCAUCAUUUAUAAUGAGUCAAAAAACUCGCUGGAAUUUGGUUUAAUUAAGGGUCAGUUUAAUUAUGCUGAAGUUAUUAUACAGCCAUUGCCUUGCUCUAUGAAUAAGGUUUAUCUAUUAGUUAAGAACGGGCUGGAGAGCUUUGUUGAUUGCUCGCCCUCUUUGGUCUCAGAUAAAUGGCUACCAGUUUUAGUGAGACAGAAAGCAUUACUGGCCAACUUAGCAUCCCUAGUCUUACUAAGUGAAUCAACUACUGACCACUACCCAUCAAACUGGUUAGGCAGACUCCAUCAAAUAAAGCACAUUAGGGAAAGAACAGAGGCAGCUGCAACAGCCACACUACAAAACAAUGCUACUGCAUCUGCUCCAGGUAGCAAAGGAUCUUCACCAACCGUCAGUGGAUAUAACAAUAUACCUGAUUUUACACUCUAUUGCUCUUAAUCGAAAUUAACAAUAAUCUUCACUAGUAAUGUUCAUUAUAGUAAAUGUGUGUAAUGUUUUUUAAUAUGUAACUACAUCAUGUCUUGUUGUGCGAACAUUGGUAGAUGGUUGUAA